This is a messenger RNA of Nipponia nippon (crested ibis), 1668 nucleotides long. The record is from RefSeq and is a predicted model, not a curated record. NCBI's taxonomy places the organism in Eukaryota, Metazoa, Chordata, Aves, Pelecaniformes, Threskiornithidae.
AUGGCUUUCGCCAGCCUCCUGGAGCACGUGGGGGGCAUGGGACGCUUCCAGGUGGUCUCGGUGCUUCUCCUGGCCCUGCCCGUCCUCAUGAUGGCCAGUCACAACCUUCUGCAGAACUUCACGGCCGCCACCAGCGACCAUCGCUGCCGGCUUCGGUGGGAGGCCAACGCCACCGGCCUCGACCCCCGGGACCUGCUGAGGGUUUCGGUUCCUCACGGCGAGCGGUGCCGGCGGUUUGUGACACCGCAGUGGUGGCUUUUGGAGGUCAAUGCCUCGGCUCCCAACAGCAGCUGGCCAGAAACGGAGCCCUGCCGCGAUGGCUGGACCUACGACCACAGCAUCUUCACCAGCACCAUCAUCACUGAGUGGGACCUGGUGUGCAGCUCCCGGGGGCUGAAGCAGUUGGCCCAGUCGCUCUACAUGGCCGGCGUCUUGGCGGGCGGCAUCGUCUUCGGGGGUCUCUCGGACAGGUUCGGCCGCCGGUCGCUGCUCACCUGGUGCUACCUUCAGAUGGGCACCAUGGGGACGUGCUCCUCCUUCGCCCCCACUUUCACCGUCUACUGCCUCUUCCGUUUCCUCACGGGCAUGGCCUUCUCCGGCAUCGUCCUCAACAGCGUCUCCCUCUCUUUGGAGUGGAUGCCCACUCGCACCCGGGCGCUGGUGGGGACCUUCAUGGGUUACUGCUACACCACCGGGCAGUUCCUGCUGGCUGGGAUCGCCUACGCCGUCCCCGAUUGGCGCUGGCUGCAGCUCACCGUGUCGCUGCCCUUCUUCUGCUUCUUCCUCUACUCGUGGUGGUUAACGGAGUCAGCUCGCUGGCUGGUCAUGGUGGGGAAGUCCCAGCAAGCCCUGAAGGAGCUCCAGAAGGUGGCCAGGAUAAACGGGAAGAAGGAGGAAGGGGAGAAGCUCGACAUCGAAGCCUUGAGGUCCCACAUGGCGAAGGAGAUGGCUUCAUCGAGGAGCCAGGGGACGGUGUGUGACCCCCACAUCCCCCUCCCCACCUCCCCACCGGUGACAUUUGUCCCCCUCCUCACCUCUUUUUGGCCUAGGUUCUCCACCAGCUUUGCCUACUACGGGCUGGCCAUGGACCUGCAAAACUUUGACGUCAACAUCUACGUGAUCCAGCUCAUCUUUGGGGCCGUGGACAUCCCGGCCAAGCUGGUCUCCAUCCUCACCAUCACCUUCGUGGGGCGACGCUUCACCCAGUCCGUUGCCCUCAUCCUGGCUGGCUUGGCCAUCUUGGCCAACAUCUUGGUGCCACGAGACCUGCGGACGCUCCGGACCGCCCUGGCCGUCUUCGGGAAGGGUUGCUUGGCCGCGUCCUUCAACUGCGUCUUCCUCUACACGGGUGAGCUCUACCCCACCGUUAUUCGGCAGACGGGCAUGGGGUUGGCCAACACCAUGGCCCGCCUGGGCAGCAUCACGGCCCCCUUGGUGAAGAUGGCAGGUGACGUCUUCCCCGCGUUGCCCUUCGUCAUCUACGGGGCGGCCCCCGUGGUGUCGGGGCUGGUGGCCAUCUUCCUGCCAGAGACACGGGACACGGCCCUGCCUGAGACCGUGGAGGAGGUGGAGGGCAGGUGGGGUUGGAAGGAGACCCAGCCCCAGAAGGACCAAGCCCAACAUCUCCAGGUCCCGCUUCAGCCCAGCGGCACCGUGGGGGCCUCCUAG